Molecule: messenger RNA, 6577 nt
Organism: Poeciliopsis prolifica (blackstripe livebearer)
Lineage: Eukaryota; Metazoa; Chordata; Actinopteri; Cyprinodontiformes; Poeciliidae
Product: WW domain-binding protein 1-like
Exons: 6
Coding region: 924-2240 (438 amino acids)
Source: RefSeq, a predicted model, not a curated record
GCUGAAGGCUCAAGAGAUGACAAUGUCCCUGCAGGAGCUGGUUGCACCUGAAGCUGUAACGGUGCCUGUGCUGGAGAUUGACGGAAACACCGCUGACAAGGUGAUGUUUGUCUUUUGGAUUUGACCUGCAAAUGAUGAAAACUAUCAUGAAUCUGCUAAAAUGUUUUGUGCCUCACAAGAGUAGCGAGCUUUAUCAGAGUUUCCCACUUUACAAUGACAAGCUUCAAUGCAUAUAUUAGGAUGUCAUGUGAUUGUCCAUAACAAAGUGGUGCUAAUUCUGAUGUGAAAGAGAAAGGAUAAUAUGUGGCAUAACAUUCUUUUGUACAUAAAAAUCUGACAUUAUUGCAUGCUUUUUUUAUUAAACCUUUUCAACUCAAUGCUCAGUAGAGCCACGUUUUGCUGCAUUUACAGCUGCUUGUCUGUUUGACCAGGUCUCUAUUUGAAGCAUCUGAAAUUGGUGUGCAUUUUUUUUUGCAAACCAACUCAAAUUCAUUCAGAUUGGACGGAGAAUGUCUGAGAACAUUCACUGCCGUGUCUUGCCACAGAUUCUAAAUUGGAUUUAGGUUUGGACUUUGACUGGGACAUUCUCAUAGACUGAUAUAUUUUAACCAAGAUCAUUGCAGUCAGAAACAUGCUGCAAUGGCCUUGCUGAGGUUGUAUAUUUAGGGUUGCUAUUCUGUUUUCAUUUUCAGAUGACAUAUUGGACAGAUAUUUUUCAGAUUGUCAAAGCUUUGAAUACUGGAUUAUAACCUAAUCCUGCUUUAAACUUCUCCACAACUUUCUUCCUGAUAUGUCUGCCGUGUUCCCCAACAAGCCUCUGUGGAUUUUAUUUGCAUGUAUCAGAGAAGAGGAUCCAAAAUGUAAAUGGACACCACACUUCAAAUUUAUCCGCCAACAUUUUACUUUCUCUUCCUUGUUGUGGAAUGGUGGUGGAGCAUCACGUCGGUUCUGGCAGGCAACCCGUGGUCAGUCCCAAGUACUGUCCAGGAGCCAACAACAGUCCAGGUUACCGGUGUGAAACAGGACACUGCUGUGGAGAAACAGGCUGCUGUACCUAUUACUAUGAACUCUGGUGGUUUUGGCUGCUGUGGACGGUCCUGAUCCUCUUCAGCUGUUUCUGUGCUUACCGGCACCGCCGAGCCAAGCUGAGAAUCCAGCAGCAGCAAAGGCAAAGGGAAAUCAAUCUAAUUGCUUAUAACGGAGCCUGUAACUACCCGUCUUCAAUGUUGGACCUCAGUUUUCUGACUUCUCUGAAGCUGCCCUCCUAUGAAGAGGUGGCUGCCCAGCCCAGCACGCCUCCUCCUCCUUACAGCUCCAUCUUCGCCCUCCAGGGAGGGACCACAGCAGGUCCCAGCUCUUCUUACCCUCAUCACCACCACCACCGGCACCCCUGUCCUCCGUACCUGGGCCCCGGCACCAGUGGGCUGACCUCUUCCCAGAGCUCCGACAACUACACCAGCUGCUCCUGCGAGUCCUGCUCCCUCACCUCCCCAUCCAGCACCUCCUUCUCGGUCCAGGUGACCGACGAGACGUAUGACAGCAGCCGUAUGUCCACACCCAGUGAAGCCGGGUGUGACUACGCUGUCGUGCCGAGGUCGUCGCCUUCCCCGUCUCAAGUUCCCCCGGAUCUGAUACCCGCCGCCACUCCUGACGUCAUACCAGUGCAGCGACGCUCCUCUGCUGGCAGCGACAGACUCUCGCCGCCUUGUCCUCCGCUUUCCCUCCCUUUACACUCACAACUCUCACAUCCCGCUCGCCUCCCUCUCUCCCCCCUCGUCCUGUUAUCUUCUGCUCCUCCUGGUCAAGUUCAUUUCCUCGUGCCCGCUGACCCAUCGGCGGGUGUGGAGGCCUCACCCUCACCUUAUAAUGAAACACCCUCUCCUUCCGCAAAGGAUCUGCACUCACCAAACACAAAUAACAAAGAGGAGCAAAACCAAGAUAGGGACGAAGAGGAGGAGGACGAAGAAGACGAGGAGGAUCAUUUCAGUCACAGACGGCUCACAGGCGACUCUGGCAUCGAGGUGUGUCGCUGUCAUGUGAGGAGAGGAGACGAGGAGCUGCAGAAAGGGCGCUCGGAUGAGGGGAAGGGGGAAGGAGCAGUGCAGGAAAUCGGCAAAGAUUCCCCCAGAUCAAAGCUCAGCGUGAAAUCAUCCGUGUUGGAUCCGUGCGAAGAGGUUCCCUCCUCUCCCACUGUCACCUACAAGGCCGAUGAGGCUGUCAUCACUGUGGAGUCCUCCUAAUCUGACAGCUCACAUGAAAUGGCUCAGUAGGCAGGAGUUAGAUAUUUAUGCUUUACAGCAUUUAUGUAGACCAGGGCGAGUAGGUGAAGAGUGGGCGAAUCACUGAAGGAAUGUCUUGCAGAUCUUACUGCAAUAGUUGAGAGGAGUGUAGGUGUGACUGAGAUUUCUGAUCACUUUGCAAACAAGGCACUCCCAGAAAAACUUGAAACUGAAUAUUUAUAUUAGAUGAGAGAAAUGCCUGGGUUUUUGACAAAAAAAUAAAAAUAACAGUGAUUCAGUUAUCAUUGCUGAAACCACUUAGCAAUGGCUUUGCUGUUACCUGGCAUGCAUUGCAUGCAAAACCCACAACAGAGGUAUUCCUUCUCUCUUUUCUUUGUCUUUCAAUCUAUGGAUACAGUGUUGCCCUAAAAGGGACAUAUUGACAUGGAAACCCCGUGUGUCUGGUUCUGGUUGGCUUUGGACGCCUUUUAGGGAAAAUGGGGGUUUUAAGAAGUGAAUAGUGAAAAAAAAGAUUAAAACUGUAACAAUUAAGUUUUUUAAAAAGGAUUUGACUAGAAAUUUGGACUUUUGUUUAGAGAUCCACCAGUUAGUUUGACAGUCUUCCCUUGAUCUACUUUGAUUAGUGAAAUCAAAUUAAAUAUAUUUAUAUUUUUUUCCUUUUCUAUCAACUCCCAACAUUUUUGGCCUAUAAACAACUUUUUUAAUUCUCUUACAUACAGAUUCAGCCACAGAUUAGGGUGUUAUAUUGUAAUUCUUUCAUUCUUUUCCUUACAUUUUAAGGUUCUACCUCUAUGAAGAACAUGCAGAUUGUUUUAUUCUAUGUUUCAUCAGCCGUGGCUGAUUCUGAAAUCUAGAGCUAUGAUGACAUAGAAUCAGUCAAAAUUGAAAUUGGUAGGUCAGACCUCAAAGAAAACUUUAAUUGGGUAUGUGCUAGAAAAAGCUGUUGCUUUAAUGUUUUUUUUUUACAUUGUGGACAGCUGUGUGUGCAUUCAGACAGCUAAAAUUAAGCUAUUUUUGGUUGAACAACUUUCGACUGUUUUAGAUUUGAUACAGCAAAAACAUUGGCUUCCACUGCCUUACAGACCACUACUCAUUUCAUGUAUUAAAGUACAGUAAAGCACAUCGUUAAGCCUCUUUAAACACUUAGAAAAAUAUUAAGGUUCACUCUUGGGUGAAUCAUAGAAGCCUGCUGCUUCAAAAUAAACCUGGAUAGUGAGUGAUAUGUGUUCUUAACUUUCUUUCUACAAAGUUGGAUUAACAAAUACGGAACAAAGACAUGCUAAAAAUAAACGGUUUCACCAGCAUGCAUCCCGUUGCUUGUACAAGAAGCCAGAAAGCAGCAGUGUUUUAAAGCUUUCACAUCUUUAGAGUGGUAUUAUUGUGGUUCCACUUUGUUGUUCCAGACUGUUAGGUGUGCAUACUAUAAUUACCAACUGUUUCACUUUGGACUGAAAGUCUUUUGCUCUUUUUGAAAGGCGACAUGAGUCCAAUUUCUCCAUGAACCCGACUGUUGAGAGUUUAUAACAUUAACAUUUUAAAAUUAACUUUUGUUGACUGAUGAUGAAUGUAGAAAGGUUAUGCAUUCUGACAAGCAAAACACAGCAAGCUGCAUGGAGAGCUGCAUCACGAAAAUGCAGUCAGACAUCUGGGUCUGGUUCUGUGUCUUUCAGUAUUUUGUAAUGUUGAAUAUCAGGACUGAACUGAAAUGAACUGAGAUUUUUUUUUGUGUUAUUUUCUGACCUUUGCCUCAUUUAAUUGAUGUUUGUAAAAUAAUGAGCUGAACACAGCGCAUGAUUUCUACCUGUAAAGUGUUUCCUCAUCUGCCUCACUGUUGCUAAGUACAUCAGUAUGUGGCUAUGGAUUGGUCAUAAAAUUUGUCUAUGUAGAAAAAAAUGAAACAGAAUUUCAAGUUUGACCUUUAGAAAAAAAAAAUUGAAAACUUACAUCUUGAAGGUAAGAAAAAGAAAACCAUACACAAAAAAUUAAAACUCACAAUAUUAAGAGAAGCUACAUUUAAACAGAAGGAAACUUCAAUUUUGAUAAAAUAUUUGUUUUGUUUUGACAUCCAAGACUUUCUUCAUUUCUGUGCUUUUCAAACAGUAUCUUGAAACAUACAAAUAGUCUAGCCCUGAUUUCACGUCGGUACAAAUUGUUUAAGUUUGAGACAAAAAAUUGUUUCAAAUCAAUCUUUCUGUGUAUUUGUUCUGCUAAUGGAAUAAUUAUCUUUGUAGCUCACUGACUAAAGGCCUCUUGACUGUGUCUACAUUCAAAAGCUGACUUGAUUGUCAGUUAAAAUUUUUCUUUUUCAUGUAAAGCUUCAUGAGCUGAAAAAUGAUUUCUUUUCAAACUGUACAAUGUGUGGUUUGUGACUGUUCUUCCUCUGGACUAAAGAAAAUCUCCUUGUAGAAGUGAUUUGAUCUUAGUUGAUCAAAGUAUUUUGUGCCUAUAGAUGAAUACAGAUACUUAAUGAGCCAUUCUGUAGUUUCUACAUGCUUUCAUUAGAUUGUAAUUAGCUCUACUUUGACAGAUGAUUUUGAAGUGCUGAAAGUUUCUUUAUUUUGUGAACCUUAGAAAGAUAAACUGUAUUUAGCAAUAGUACUUGCACUUUUUCCUUUUUCUAUUCCAUGCUGAUUAAUAGGACAUAAACUGUUAUAAACAUUUACCUCUUUCAAAAAAAAAAAAAAGAUGUGUGAGCCAUGCCAGUUGGAGACUAUCUAUUCUUUGGCUUAAGGUUCCUCCCAAAUGCAAAGUGAGAUUAUGAGGUCUUACCUUUGAUUACCUUAUAUUUUUAUUUACAUGUCUAAGCAGCAUUAAGUUUGAGAUUAAAUGAAACUAUUUAUACAUAAAAACUAUUUAUCUGCAAUAUUAUAUAUGGCCUUCAAAAACAAUGGCCAUCUCAUUAAAGAUGUGUAAAAAGCCUUUGGAAGAGAAACAUCCCACUGCAUCACACUUUCUGUUUGAAGACCUUUUUCACAUAUCUGCCAUUUUUCAUGUCAAAGCACAAGUGAAAAUGUCAGCAUUGUACACAUGUGGUGGUAGGACAGAAAACAUUUUUUCUCAAAUUCUUCUUCAAAAAAACAUUUGGGAUGUCAAUAGUUCUAAUGGUUAUGUAGAAGUGUGCUUGAUAAAGCAAUAUUACAACCUUUAAAUUUACAACAAAAUUUAAAGGUUGAAAUAUUACUGAUUUCUUUGUGUGUAAUUACCACUCCUGUAAAAAAAAUCACUUCUUUUUAAGGCUUUUUACACAUGUUUACAAAUGGCACCCACAAUAUUGGCAGGUGCUUCAGGCUUGCAUGUUUGCUUUUCAGUAACUAAAAGAUUACAUGAAUGAACAAAAAAUGCAAAGUAUAAUUGUGCAUUUUGUUUUAUUACCCUUUUUUUUAUCAGUAAUGGGUAUUGCUUUUUUCUAAAGACCUCUUUAUCUUGUUUUUAUCUGUUUGACAGUUCUAGAUUUGGUGAAUUGUUUGUGUGUUUUCAUUUCCUACUAUAUAAAACAAAGCAAAAACAAUUUACAGAUUUAUUUAUUUAUUUAAAUUUUUUUUUUGCAAUACUUUUAACAGAUUUAAGAAAAAAAAUGUUUUUUAUUAAUUUACCUGGACAAUAAAAUCAGAAGAAAUCAGAAGAGGCCUUAUAGAGCUCUGUAAAAUACUACAAAUUUGUAAACAAAAGGCACAAACUGGAGUCCCUAAGUCAAAGCCAAACACCCUGAAGUUCACAUCCUUUCUGCCUUUCCAGCAGCUACAAAAGCCCAAACUAUAAGCAAAGGCGUGAUGCUAGACUGUUACCUUGCUUGAGUUUUGUGUGCAGAAGACUGUUUGCUCCUUCGUCUGAAGCCGUUUUCUUCUUCCUCUGAACUCACGUUGUUGCAGCUGGAUGACACCUAAACAUCAAACUGUUUUCCUUUAACUCGUGCAGAAGUGAGACAGCGGGAAGUCUAACAGUAUCUAAAUGUGGUUGUUUGUGUAGUACUUCAGAUUAAUAUUAUUACUACGUGUGAUGUCCUUUGAGGGUAUCUUUGUGCAACUCUACCUGCAGCUCCUCAGCGUGUCGUACGCAUGUGUGAGAGUUUUUGUGAGGCUGUGUUGUUAAAAUUGUUGCUUAUUGUAAGUAUUUAUGGUAGCUGUCAUAAUGUCCUUUGAGUAAAAAUACUCAGUUCCAUGUAUACCAAGUUAUUUUUUUUAUAUCCUAUUAGAAAUUGUAGCUAUUAUGAAUGGAGGUCAUGUUUUUUUAUUUUUGUCUAUUUGCUUUUCAGUGUCGGGUUUACUCCCAUCAGAUACAUGUGAUCAACAAAAAUGUUUUUUGAUAAAAUAAAUUAAUUAAUAUGAUAUAAAAAUCAA